This is a messenger RNA of Eupeodes corollae, 1773 nucleotides long. It is a transcript of the gene STUB1, whose product is annotated as E3 ubiquitin-protein ligase CHIP. Gene Ontology annotation, biological process: proteasome-mediated ubiquitin-dependent protein catabolic process; positive regulation of proteolysis; cellular response to misfolded protein. The record is from RefSeq and is a predicted model, not a curated record. Gene Ontology annotation, molecular function: ubiquitin protein ligase activity; protein-folding chaperone binding. Lineage: Eukaryota; Metazoa; Arthropoda; Insecta; Diptera; Syrphidae. Bases 209 to 1075 code for a protein of 288 amino acids. The transcript has 6 exons. Gene Ontology annotation, cellular component: cytoplasm; Z disc.
CAAGAAUUCCCCAAAAAACUUGCAGACUUUCAAAACAAAGUGAAAAUCCUCGUCGCAUUAGAAAAAAAGACUUUUUUCUUUAAUUUGUAUCAAAGAAAUAAAAAGAAAAUUGCAAGCGCUGCAGUGUACAGGAUUAUAUAUUUUAAGUUUUAAGCAAACUAAAUGCUCUUUUGAUUGUAAAUUUAUAUUAAAUUGACUAAAAUUCAUCAUGAGCAAACAUACAUAUUCGACGGCGAACCUCACUGAUGUCCAACUCAAAGAGCAGGGCAAUCAAAUGUUCUCGGCUCGCAAAUUCGAUGAUGCUAUUAAUUGUUACAGCAAAGCAAUCAUUAAAAAUUCAACAAAUGCCACAUACUUCACGAAUCGAGCGCUCUGCCAUCUGAAGCUAAAACGCUGGGAUCAAUCAUGUCAAGACUGUCGUCGAGCAUUGGACAUCGAUCCGAGUCUGGUGAAGGCACAUUUCUUUCUUGGGCAGUGUCUAAUGGAGCUGGAAUUAUACGACGAAGCAAUAAAACAUUUGCAACGGGCUUAUGACCUGGCCAAAGAACAAAAACAAAACUUUGGUGAUGAUAUUACAUCGCAAUUGCGAUUGGCGAGAAAGAAGCGUUGGAACGUUAUGGAGGAGAAACGUAUAUGUCAAGAAAUUGAAUUGCAAUCAUAUCUUAAUAGACUAAUAAAAGAAGACAUGGAAAAUAGAUUGGCAAAACUAAAAUUGGUCGAUGAUGUUAACGAGGAUCAUUUGAAAGAAAAACAACAAGAAAUCGAACAAGAAUGCGAUGAUCACAUAACUGAGCUGAAUAACAUAUUUGCAAAAAUAGAUGAUCGAAGAAGGAAACGUGAUGUGCCAGAUUUUCUUUGUGGUAAAAUAAGUUUUGAAAUUUUAACGGAUCCCGUGAUAACUCCGUCUGGCAUAACAUACGAACGUAAAGAUAUAGAAGAACAUCUACAACGAGUGGGACAUUUUGACCCAGUAACACGAGUCAAGUUAACUCAAGAUCAACUGAUUCCGAAUUUCUCUAUGAAAGAAGUUGUCGAUGUGUUUCUUGCCGAAAACGAAUGGGCUCUAGAUUUUUAGAAUUUUAGUAUUAUCUGCGUCGCUAAGAUAGAAUAUUUCAUCCACGUAUAAGAAAAACAAACAAAACAAAAAUAUCACACAUUCUCCUAAACAUUGUAUUCGUUCGUAUACCCACCAUUGCCACUACUAAUUUUCAACAAAACAACAACCAUAACAAAAAUGCAUUAAAUGCCUUUAUUGUUUGAACUUUUAAAAAUAUAUACAUACAUAUAUAAAUAAAAAAAGGAAUGUUUGUAAAAUUGUUUUAUCUUAUUCCGUAAAAAAUACUUUUCUUGCAAUUUAAUUUGUGUCCCGAAUUUAGAUUGCGAAAAGCAAGCGUCGUGUUGUUAAGAAUGUAUUAAGUUGUCUUUUUUUAAUUUUAAAAAUUUUUUCCAUGAACUGUAAAUAUUAUUUUGAAAUUUAGUUUAUUUGAACAAAACAUAUUUUCCUAGUUAUAAAUAAAUAAAAAAUGCAAGUUAUAAUUCUUUUAUGAAAUAAAUGAUUAUUAUUUUAUUGAAUAUUAAUUAUACUUUAAAUUUUAUUAUAAUCAAAUGUAAAACUAAAGCGAAUGUUAUCUUGAGACAAUUUUUUUCAUAACCCUGAAACAUUAUAUCAAAUAUACAGUUCUUUGGGAAAAAAAUAUGUAAAACCUACAUCGAGAUGAUUUUAACAAAAAAAAAAUGCUUUCCAAAUAAAAUAAUGUUUUUAUUUCCAUGUUA